AUGGAUGCCAACAGUGUCACAGAAUCCAAACUCAAAAGGAGAAAGUUACACAACCAUGCCCCUUGCUCUGGCUACAACCAUGCCCCUUGCUCUGGCUACAACCAUGCCCCUUGCUCUGGCUACAACCACGCCCCUUGCUCUGGCUACAACCACGCCCCUUUCUCUGGCUACAACCACGCCCCUUGCUCUGGCUACAACCACGCCCCUUGCUCUGGCUACAACCACGCCCCUUGCUCUGGCUACAACCACGCCCCUUGCUCUGGCUACAACCACGCCCCUUGCUCUGGCUACAACCACGCCCCUUGCUCUGGCUACAACCACUCCCCUUGCUCUGGCUACAACCACGCCCCUUGCUCUGGCUACAACCACGCCCCUUGCUCUGGCUACAACCACGCCCCUUGCUCUGGCUACAACCACGCCCCUUGCUCUGGCUACAACCACGCCCCUUGCUCUGGCUACAACCACGCCCCUUGCUCUGGCUACAACCACGCCCCUUUCUCUGGCUACAACCACGCCCCUUGCUCUGGCUACAACCACACCCCUUGCUCUGGCUACAACCACGCCCCUUGCUCUGGCUACAACCAUGCCCCUUGCUCUGGCUACAACCAUACCCCUUGCUCUGGCUACAACCAUGCCCUGGCCCACCGGCCAAACACAAUCCACCUAAGCCUUGUUCACAUUGGCAGUUUGAAGUGA
Oncorhynchus mykiss (rainbow trout) is the source of this 696-nucleotide messenger RNA. The record is from RefSeq and is a predicted model, not a curated record. Lineage: Eukaryota; Metazoa; Chordata; Actinopteri; Salmoniformes; Salmonidae.